This is a messenger RNA of Rotaria sordida, 375 nucleotides long. The record is from the annotation of a GenBank genome assembly. NCBI's taxonomy places the organism in Eukaryota, Metazoa, Rotifera, Eurotatoria, Philodinida, Philodinidae.
AUGUCACAAAAACCUGCGAAACCUUCUGAAGAUUGUGGAAAUGAUCCUGAUGUUAAUUUUAUACGUGAUGUUAAAGUUUCAUCACAAAAACAUGAUUCAGCUUUAUAUUUAAUUCGUUUAACAAUUAAAAAUUCUAAAACAAAAUCAAUUAAAUAUGAAUAUAAAGAAAUAAUAUCUUCAGCUAAAUUUACAAUAACUCCUCAAAAUGAUAUUCAACAAUUAAAUAAUAAUAUUCAAUUAAUUAGUGAAGGUUUUCAAAUACUUAAUCAAGAAUUAAAAGCAAAUAGUGAACAAACUUUUCAAUAUGAAGUUUUACUUGAAUAUAGAAACACUCAAGAACAAUGUUCAACAGUUUAUCAAAAUGAUGCUGAUUAA